AAGGGGCGGGAUACAAACCUUGUGGUCAUAAAAACGAGGUUUACAAUUUCGUAAAAAUUUAAUUCUCGUUUUACAUGUGGCUACUUUUUCUGCUGUUGAAUUUGGAAGCGUUGAUAAAUCUUGUCAAUUUCAUAUCUGCUCCAGUUUUUAAUUGAUAGUCAGACCAGGAGAUCUUUAAAAACUUUUAGAAAAGAUGUCUUCAGAGAUUCCGGAGAUUUUCAAAGCUCUGCUAGAGGACCCCUUCACUGUUCCUACAUUUGAUUACAACGACAAUGACAAGGAUAAGCUUUUUACGGGGGACAAUGUGGACCUUGGAGGCGGGAGCGGGAUGGGUCCGUCGGCCGCCCUGACCCCCGCCAUCUGGGACAAGACCAUCCCGUACAACAGGGAGACCUUCCACCUGGAGUACAUGGACCUGGAGGAGUUCCUCAUCGAGAACGGCAUCCCCACCUCGUCCCUGGACAAUGCUCUCGACAUGAAAAUUGCAGAGAAGAAGACAAAGAAGCCAACCAGCACCGCGACAGCCCCAGACGCCCCAAUCUCCCUGCUGCCGGUCCUGGAACUAGACCAGUGUGAAGAGGAGGUGGUCACCAUCACCCUCAACAGUGCUGAUAUCACAGGCAACACCGAGGUGGUGACAGACAAGGACAGGCUGACCCCUGAAACCAUCGACCCGGAGGAGAUUGAGGUGAACGUGAACUUUGAUCCGGACCCUACAGACCUGGUCCUGUCCAGCGUUCCUGGAGGAGAGCUGUUCAACCCACGCAAACACAAGUUCUCAGAGGAGGAACUCAAACCACAGCCCAUGAUCAAGAAGGCCAAGAAGGUGUAUGUACCUGAGGAUUCUAAGGAUGAGAAGUACUGGCAGAGGAGGAAGAAGAACAACGUGGCGGCGAAGCGUUCCCGGGACGCGCGCCGCCUCAAGGAGAACCAGAUCACGGUGCGGGCGGCUUUCCUGGAGCGUGAGAACACGGCACUACGACAGGAAGUGGGCGAGCUACGGAAUGACUUUGCCCGCAGCAAGAAUGUUGUGGCCCGCUACGUGGCCAAAUUCGGAGAACUUGCAUUGCUGGAAGACCAGUAGACUAUUGUUGAUUUACAGUGGGGCAAAAAAGUAUUUAGUCAGCCACCAAUUGUGCAAUUUCUCCCACUUAAAAAGAUGAGAGAGGCCUGUAAUUUUCAUCAUAGGUACACUUCAACUAUGACAGACAAAAUGAGAGAGAAAAAAAUCCAGAAAAUCACAUUGUAGGAUUUUUUAUGAAUUUAUUUGCAAAUUAUGGUGGAAAAUAGGUAUUUGGUCAAUAACAAAAGUUUAUCUCAAUACUUUGUUAUAUACCCUUUGUUGGCAAUGACAGAGGUCAAACGUUUUCUGUAAGUCUUCACAAGGUUUUCACACACUGUUGCUGGUAUUUUGGCCCAUUCCUCCAUGCAGAUAUCCUCUAGAGCAGUGAUGUUUUGGGGCUGUUGCUGGGCAACACGGACUUUCAACUCCCUCCAAAGAUUUAUGUUUUUUUUAUUUUUUUUACUCAAAAUCUCACGAUACAUGGCCCCAUUCAUUCUUUCCUUUACGCGGAUCAGUCGUCCUGGUCCCUUUGCAGAAAAACAGCCCCAAAGCAUGAUGUUUCCACCCCCAUGCUUCACAGUAGGUAUGGUGUUCUUUGGAUGCAACUCAGCAUUCUUUGUCCUCCAAACACGACGAGUUGAGUUUUUACCAAAAAGUUAUAUUUUGGUUUCAUCUGACAAUAUGACAUUCUCCCAAUCUUCUUCUGGAUCAUCCAAAUGCUCUCUAGCAAACUUCAGACGGGCCUGGACAUGUACUGGCUUAAGCAGGGGGACACGUCUGGCACUGCAGGAUUUGAGUCCCUGGCGACGUAGUGUGUUACUGAUGGUAGGCUUUGUUGCUUUGGUCCCAGCUCUCUGCAGGUCAUUCACUAGGUCCCCCCGUGUGGUUCUGGGAUUUUUGCUCACCGUUCUUGUGAUCAUUUUGACCCCACAGGGUGAGAUCUUGCGUGGAGCCCCAGAUCGAGGGAGAUUAUCAGUGGUCUUGUAUGUCUUCCAUUUCCUAAUAAUUGCUCCCACAGUUGAUUUCUUCAAACCAUGCUGCUUACCUAUUGCAGAUUCAGUCUUCCCAGCCUGGUGCACGUCUACAAUUUUGUUUCUGGUGUCCUUUGACAGCUCUUUGGUCUUGGCCAUAGUGGAGUUUGUAGUGUGACUGUUUGAGGUUGUGGACAGGUGUCUUUUUAUACUGAUAACAAGUUCAAACAGGUGCCAUUAAUACAGGUAAUGAGUGGAGGACAAAGGAGCCUCUUAAAGAAGAAGUUACAGGUCUGUGAGAGCCAGAAAUCUUACUUGUUUGUAGGUGACCAAAUACUUAUUUUCCACCAUAAUUUGCAAAUAAAUUCAUAAAAAAUCCUACAAUGUGAUUUUUUGUUUUUUUCCCCCCUCAUUUUGUCUGUCAUAGUUGAAGUGUACCUCUGAUGAAAAUUACAGGCCUCUCUCAUCGUUUAAGUGGGAGAACUUGCACAAUUGGUGGCUGACUAAAUACUUUUUUGCCCCACUGUAUUUGUGGCGUGGGUGAAGUAGUUGAAUCAAAUACAAUGGAUAGAUGGAUCAGAAGAUGGAGUGUGGAAGAGAGUGAAUGAUGUUGCCAUGUAGAUACUGUGGAAUUGUAUUAGUGACCCCUGCUUAUUGUUUUUAUUUGACUUUUAAUUUUUUUUAAUUAGGGGGGGUAGAUCAGCUUUAACAUUGCAGAUAGAUUGUAGCUUCCAUCAAUAUGCAUCAUUUCUAAUCCCCCAUAUAUUUGUUUUGUAAAUAUAUAUUUUCCUUUAUUAUUUUCCCUUAACCCUACCACCACUCCCCUAAUUUGAGUAAACUAAUGGACAACAACACUUGGGCCUUUGAUGGACAUAGUGUAUUUUACAAUAGUUAUCUUUUGUUUGUUUUUAGUCCCAUCCUUCAGUUCCACUCAACCCCUCCCAUCUCUGAAGACCAUCCAGUUUUAAUUUCAUUUUACCAUAUUUUUAACUGUGCUGUUUCACAAAAGUUCUGAACCUAUAUACAUUUUACGGACACAGUAUAUUUUACAAUAGUUAUCUUUUGUUUGUUUUUAGUCCCAUCCUUCAGCUCCACUCGACCCCUCCCAUCUAUCUCUGAACACCAUCCAGUUUCGAUUUCUAUUUGCCAUAUAUUUUUCUGUGAUGUUUCUGAACCUUUCUAUUCUCAUAGUUUCUACAGCUUGUAAAUUAAAGAUACAUUUUUUUGCUAAAAGUAUUAUAUUAUUGAUGGAUUGAUUGACUUUUCAAAUCACCCAGCAGUGCUAUUUGCAGAGUUAGAUCCAGGUAAAUGUUGCUAUUCUUCAGCCAUUUAUUUAACUUUGUUUUAACUUGGAGUGCUUCUUUCAAUACACUACAAUGAGAAUGUGUAUUCUGAUCAUGUUUUGUACAACAUUUGCUGGUAAAGAGAUUGGGAAAGGGGAUAAGGGUGGGUGACAUUUUAGUAAACUGAAAAGGGCUUUUAUUUUGGGGAGAUUUUAGUCUAAACUAGCAUGGCUUGUCCAGAAGCAGUUCUGGUUUCACAAGUUUGCUUCCAAGUCUCCCGUUAAUGUCAAAGGUUAAUUAAAAUAUAAUACAAUAACUAAAAUUAAUCCGGGCACUAAUACUGCUUGGUAGUGGUUUUAAGAAGUCUAUUCCUGUACAUGUUAACACUUGCUUCAAACUGUACACAAUGCUUGGUAAUAUUUCAGUCUCUGUCUUGUCUAUUGUUCAAUGGUCUUGGAUCAUUGUCAAUUCCAGGAAAGUUCUUUCUUCAGCUUCUGUGUUAUAAAGAAAUGCUUAAAGUUAGCUUUAUUUUCUGGACUUUUUCCUUAUUUUCAAAUAACUCCAUACAAAAACCUGUUGACUUAUCUAUGACAUUACUGUGCAAUUUACAAGUUUUCUGCAAUUGUGUUCUUAACCAAAUGUAAAACUCCAACCUUUCUCCUGUUUACUACUAUGGAAAGUGGUUUUUCCAAGUUCUCUGGGACCUUGAUCAUAUGUGGACAGUUGCCACACAAUGUAAAAAGGUGACCGAUUCUGUGCUCUGUCUGCAAUGAGUACAAUACAUUGUAGUUACCUCCUACGUCCCUAGUUCUGGCUACGUCAGAACUAUGGGGAUGUUUGUAUGUUGCAGUUCUCAUUCCUUUUGAUAAAUGUUGUCGUUUUUAAAUUCCUUUUGUCAAAAAUCAAUGUGGCUUGAUCUGGGCCUGUUUCAACAAGGACCUUCAGCGCAGUGCCCAGUCAGGGCAAUACCAUGUUAACUACUACUAUAUCAUAUACUGAAAUUCAAGCCUCCUUUCAGGGUUUCUGUCUCCUGAGUUUUUUCCCCCUUUGGUCCAUCAAGCCUGCUUGUCACUUUCCUAAUUCCUGCUGAUGUAACUAGAGGAAAAUAAGUGAUUGCAGUGCUUUCAGCUCGUUUCGGAAUUUAUCUUUAGAAUUACCUUGAAGGUAGUCUGGAUGUGUUAUAUUUGAAAGUUGGUUUUGUGCAUUGAGGUGAGAACCUUGUUCAAAUUGACAGCUUCAUUUAUUGGUUUGCAAAAUCUGGAGACAAGACCUUCGUGUGAUUGUAAUUCUUCCAGUCCUUUGACUAUAGAUCAGUGCUCAAACAUGUUGGGAAGUAGAUGAUUGAGAACAGACAAAUCAAGAAUUUGAUUCAGAUAAACUAUGUACAUUUUGAUUAAACCAAACAGUGAACGAUGUAAGGGAAACCGACUGGAUUGGGUGGGGCACCCUAAACACUAGCACAAUUCCUUUCUUAGGCUACAACCAAGAAAAUGUUUACAACUGGUGCAGGGGAAAUUCUUAACUGAGAAUGAUCUAGACUUAGUUUCUACAUUGUUGUAUGUCCUGUAUAUAUAAAUAAAGCAUUGAAAACA
Messenger RNA from Salvelinus fontinalis (brook trout), 4909 nucleotides. RefSeq names its product thyrotroph embryonic factor-like. The coding region runs from base 194 to 1084 and encodes 296 amino acids. Gene Ontology annotation, cellular component: nucleus. The transcript has 5 exons. Gene Ontology annotation, biological process: regulation of transcription by RNA polymerase II. The record is from RefSeq and is a predicted model, not a curated record. Lineage: Eukaryota; Metazoa; Chordata; Actinopteri; Salmoniformes; Salmonidae. Gene Ontology annotation, molecular function: RNA polymerase II cis-regulatory region sequence-specific DNA binding; DNA-binding transcription factor activity, RNA polymerase II-specific.